This is a messenger RNA of Cadophora gregata, 1773 nucleotides long. RefSeq lists its product as uncharacterized. Gene Ontology annotation, biological process: carbohydrate metabolic process. Bases 1 to 1773 code for a protein of 590 amino acids. Lineage: Eukaryota; Fungi; Ascomycota; Leotiomycetes; Helotiales; Ploettnerulaceae. Gene Ontology annotation, molecular function: hydrolase activity, hydrolyzing O-glycosyl compounds. The transcript has 3 exons. The record is from RefSeq and is a predicted model, not a curated record.
AUGCUGUUCAAAUAUCUCCUAGCAGUGCUGCCACUGGCAGCUGUGGGAUUGGCUAAGAACUCAACUUAUUUGAAUCCCAUACUACCUGGAUUCCAUCCAGAUCCAAGCUGUAUAUUUGUCCCUGAGCUAGACAACACAUAUUUCUGUGCUUCGUCGAGUUUCCUUGUAUUCCCUGGGAUCCCAAUCCACGCAAGCAAAGAUCUCCGCACCUGGAAACUAAUCUCCAACGCCCUCUCCCGCCCCUCCCAACUCCCCCUCCUCAACACCACCAAACGCGCCACCUCCGGCAUCUGGGCCUCCACGCUACGCUACCACUCGGGCAGAUUCUACAUCUUCAGCACCCACGUCUUCGACGACUACCCCAAGAACGCCACCAACCGGUUCGACAACCUCGUCUUCAGCACCACAAACCCCUACUCCUCGUCCGCAUGGUCGGAUCCACUACAUUUCAACUUCCCUGGGUACGACGUCUCGCCUUUUUGGCACGAUGAUGGGAUGUUGUAUAUCACAGGUACAUUCGCAUGGGAGGUUUCCCCGGGAAUCCAAAUGUUUACUCUGGACUUGAUUACCGGCUCUACUGGUCCCAUCCUCAACAUCUGGAACGGAACGGGUGCCUCUGCCCCAGAAGGUCCACACAUCUACCAUCGCGAUGGGUACUAUUACCUGCUGAUCGCAGAAGGCGGUACAGGAGCUGGACAUAUGGUGAGUAUAGCUAGGGCAAAACGUAUUACGGGACCAUAUGAGAGUAAUCCGAGUAAUCCAGUCCUGACGAACAACGAUUCUCCGGAGAGAUAUUUCCAGAAUCUGGGACAUGCAGAUUUAUUCCGGGAUAGGAGAGGGCAGUGGUGGGCUGUGGCGUUGAGUGUUAGGCAGGCGAAGGAGGAUGGAAGUUAUCCUAUGGGCCGGGAGACGGUCAUGACGCCUGUUACUUGGAAGGAGGGGAAAUGGCCUAUUUUUGAACCUGUUACUGGGAAGAUGGAAGGGUGGGAGCUGGAUGAGGAGGAUGUGAGUGAGGAGGGAGAGGGUUCUCUGGUGACGGAGGGGGAUGGGGUGGAUUUCAUGCCUGGUGAGAACUUGAAGCCGGAGUUUGUGCAUUGGAGAUUUCCGGUGCAGGGGAGUUAUGAGAUUAGUCCAGAGGAGCAUGAGGAGAGUUUGCAGCUGGUUUCUAGUGAGGCAAAUUUGACGGGGCGUGAUGGGAGGAGUGCGGAGGGGAAGGGACAGACGUUUAUUGGGAGGAGACAGGUUGAUUCGCUUUUCAAGUUUUCGGUUGAGUUUGAUGUUUCUGAGUUGAAGGUUCCAGAGCAGGAGGUUGGUGUCACGGUGUUUUUGGAUCAGCUCCACCACUAUGAUCUCGGCCUCGUCAUUUCCUCCUCCAACAAUAACAACAGCAACAACAGCACCCCGCAUCCUUACCCCCUCCUCCGCCUCCGCGGCAUAACCACAGUACCCACAUUCACAUCCCCCACCAUAGUGACACUCCCCAUUCCCACUUCUUGGUUCCUCCCCAAACCCAAUCCCAAUCCUAGUCCUCCAAUCACACACCUCACCUUCCAAAUCCGCAUGUCAAACCUAACACACUAUACAUUCUCCGCCGGACCAGUAGGCAAGCCGAGUCUGAUGCAAGAUAUCGGCUUUGCGCCGGCAUUGGGACUGACUUGGGGAUUUACGGGGGCGUUGGUAGGUGUUUAUGCGAGUAGUAAUGGUGGGAGUGAGGGGUUUAGGACGUGGGUUCGGGGGUGGAGGUAUGUGGGGGAGGGGCAGGUUAUUGAAUAG